Molecule: messenger RNA, 548 nt
Organism: Cuscuta epithymum
Lineage: Eukaryota; Viridiplantae; Streptophyta; Magnoliopsida; Solanales; Convolvulaceae
Source: the annotation of a GenBank genome assembly
AAGAUAAGUAUGUUGCGAGACCGUGUAGGAGACAAAAGACAAAGAAGAAACUUUUGCUCAAGAAGGCUAGUGAUGACAAAGUGAUUGUCCAGGCAAAUGAGUUUGGUGUUCUUUCAGGUGAUGGCUGGACUGAGUUGGCCAAUUAUAUAGGAGUUGUAGUUAGAGAUAAUGUGUCGAUACUAUUUGAUGAUUGGAGACUAGUAAAAGAUCAACAGAAAGAGAAGCUAUGGAAGCAUAUUAAGAAAUUGUUUGUCGUGAGUCCUAAGGGUAAGAAGCAAGUUUUGAGUACAAUGGGAGUAGCUUUGAGGAAUUUCAGGUCUACCUUAAGGAAUGAAUUCAUCUUCCCGCACAAGGACAAUUUGAAGAUGUUGCGCUUACCUCCAAAAGAGUACGAGCACAUACCCACUGAUGAGUGGAAACUGUUUGUCCUGAAAAGUUUCAAAGCAGAAUUUUUAGCAAAGAGCAACAAGGGGAAAGCAAGAAGAAAGAAGAACAAGUAUAACCACAGGUUGGGGUCAUCCGGCUAUAGUGGUUUAUUGAAGAGGAAG